This is a messenger RNA of Pristis pectinata (smalltooth sawfish), 3747 nucleotides long. Its product is annotated as butyrophilin subfamily 3 member A3-like. Lineage: Eukaryota; Metazoa; Chordata; Chondrichthyes; Rhinopristiformes; Pristidae. Gene Ontology annotation, molecular function: protein binding. The coding region runs from base 2119 to 3552 and encodes 477 amino acids. The transcript is spliced from 11 exons. The record is from RefSeq and is a predicted model, not a curated record.
GAUUUUAUUUACAAAGACAAACAAGGGAAAAUGGUAACCGGAAUAACACACACACACGUGCACAGUUUAUAGUGAGUGUGGGAAAAUCACAACAGGGGUAAAACACACACACACACACAACGAGCUGGGUACAGACAAUCAAGGAAAAGCCAUUACAAUCCCCGCCACCCCUUGGCUCAGUGCAGGCACGGCUCUAUGCAACUAGGGACAUUAACUAAGAUGCCCCCAACCCUUAAAGGUGCACACCUCACCAAUGAUUUCUCCAGUGCUCGCCCUGGAGCAAAGCAGGGUGAAUCCCUCGGAGCAGACAGAGAGAGAGAGCCGAGCACAUGUGGCACUCCUUAUGCUGCUGGAGGACUUGGUGGGUACAGCCCAGGUAAUUUACAAAGGCCAAUGGUCAGGUGUGAACUGAUGGGUGGGGUGGGGCCAAACCGUAUUUGGCAGUGGUGUGUCUCCUGACCAGGUAGGGGCAGUGCUGUCAUGUGACAGCCAUGACCCUUCACCAUACAAUCCACCCCUCGGAAGUCACACCACCCGACAAUCAUUACAUGGAAAUACAGUGAAAAGAAAACCCAUAUAUCGUAAUAGAAGUCUUACCCUUAACAGACCGAUAAAUCAUGGUGACAACUAUUUCUAAACUUAAACUUUAGGUUAAUAUACAGCACUAAUGAAAGGCAGACGUGUUCUUGAUAAUCUGGCAAGCACAACAUAAUAUACAGACAGCAAUAACAACGAGAAUGAGAGCAGUCACCCAGCGGACGACAGUUGCCCACCAUCCCCCCAGAGACCCAAAAGGCCACCAGUUUCCCCAUGAGAUGUCAUGCUGGAGGAGCUGGUCCCUCGCUUUUUGAAUUUUAGCCACCGAGUCCCGAAUGUGAGCAGCCAAGUGGGUGACGUUCCUUGACUCAUCAGGGAUAAAUGUGCAGCACUCCUGACCAAUCACUGCAUAGGUACCACCAUCAGCAGUGAGUAGGUAAUCCAGGGCUAUUUGAUUCUGCAGGCCGACCAUCCUGACGGCCGUCAGCUCUGCCACCGUUUGAGUCAGGGCAUCUUCAGUAUGUUGCAGGUCUGCCACCCAGUGGGUGAAGGUUCCUGUGGGCGGAGAUGGGCUACUUCCUGUCUCAGCAGGUCCCGGAGCUCAGCCUUGAGGGCAGGAGAGACUUGUUUCGAGUGGGGGAGGGACAGAGGCAGUGUCGUCGGGGGCAGCCUGCGUAGCCUGGAGGAUGAGGGCGCACCCUGUGUCGGGCUUGAUUCCAGGGUGAUUGUGGGUUUUCCCCCGGCCAGAUGCUGCCCUCGCCGCAACGCUCUUCCCAGAACGCAUAAAUAGCGGAGGUCAGGAUCCCACCCCUGCGCGCAGCAGGGCCAAGUAUUGCCGUUUGCGCGUAAAACACAGCGCCCAGGGGAAAGUGCUGGGACGCUCCGUCUCUGAACUGCAGCAGAGUCUGUCUGUCAGAGUUUUACAACAAUUCCGGCCCGGCCCGAAUGAUCGCAGCUACACCCAAUCCCUUGCACAGUUUCACUCUCUCCGUCCCGCCCAUUUACAGCAUCCAUUUUGCGGAAGUUAGUUAUCUUCCUCUUUCCCCGGGCGGUGGUCGCCGUUGCUCCUCGCUCCACACUGGGGAAGCCGUCUCACGUUGUUGCUGUGCCCAGGUGACAAACUGCCCCGCGGGGAGCGGGCACCUUCUGCUCGAGGAGGGUCUCGGCCCCUCUGAAGCGGCUGCUCCCGGGACUGAUCAGCCCUGCCUCUCCGUUCAGACGAACGGAGUCACUGAACCUGCACCGGGUCCAACCUGCUGCAAGUUCACCAGCACAUUUCCUGUUGUCACUGCCGGGAAACUGUGGGAAGUUGGUGCACCAUUGCUGGACUCCAUGACAGGUGUAAGGUUGGAACGCAGUGGGAACGGCAUUGGCGAGGCCCUCAGGGAGCUCAGUGCUUCGGUAUCCUGUUUGACGACAAGUGACUGUGAAGAUGUUCCAAGCAUUCCCGAGCAAGGCUUGUUCCUGAUCCCGAUCCACAUGACAGGUGGAAGAUUCUAAUGGCAGACAGAGGCUCAAUGUUCCUUUGCCCAGCAAGUUGGCCUUGGUCACUCUGCACAAGGUUUUGAGUCUCCUGCUGAGAUGGGAGUGGUUCACUGCACUGUGCUGUUACUGUAUGGGAUUCUCAUCUCAGUCCAGGGUGAAUUUCUUGUAGUUGUACUUGACAAGUCUUCUGUAGCUGUUGCGGGUGAAGAUGUUGUAUUGGAAUGUCAGCUUGUCCCAGAUAUAUUGACCAGCAGCAUGGUGGUGCAGUGGCUGAAAUCAGGUCUCGACUCCCCAGUCCACGUGUACAGACAUGGACAAGAUGACCCCCUCACUCAACACCAAGAUUACAGAGCGAGGACGGAACUGUUUAAAGACGAACUGAUCAAAGGAAACAUUUCCCUCAGAAUAAAGAAUGUUAGAAGGUUUGAUGAAGGAGAAUAUACAUGUUCAGUUAAAGACAGAACUGAAUCUAAACAAUCUACAGUUCAACUGAGAGUUGAAGUUUUGGGGAGUGAACCCCGGAUUCAGAUGAAGGGAUAUCAUGGAGAUGGAAUCCAGCUUGUGUGUAAAUCCAGUGGAUGGUACCCUGAGCCAGAGAUCCUGUGGUUCGGUGAGGAUGGACGUGUUUUGGAACAAGCAGAAACAAGAUCCCACAAAGACUCAGAAGAUCUUAUAAAUGUCGAGAGCAGCGUUGGAGUAACGAGGCAGUCAACAAACAGGUUCAAGUGUCUUGUCCGGAACAUACAGCUGAAAAUACAACACGAGGCAAUUAUUAAGAUUUCAGAUGAGCUCUUCCCUGCUGUUCCUGACUGGGUCCUGCCACUGGUCCUGACCAUUUGUCUUCUCAUUGCCGUAAACUCUGCUGUGAUUUAUUGGAAUGUGAAACAAAACAGACGCAUCAAAGAGCUGGAACUUCGGAAAUCCAUCGUAGAACUUGAACAAUGGAAACCCCUUGUGCUGUCAGAGUGGAAGAGAAUAUGUGGUCAUGAAGUCUCCGUGACCCUGGAUGUGGAAACGGCGAGUCCGGAGCUCGAGGUGUCUGAGGAUCGGAAGCGGGUGAGACGGACCGGGACCUGGAGGUAUCUCCCCGACACCGGGAAGAGGUUCACAGCCCGGCCCUGUGCGCUGGGAUCGGAGGGAUUCACAUCGGGGAGACAUUACUGGGAGGUGGAGGUGGCGGGGAAUCGGGACUGGGGUCUGGGGGUCGCCGCAGAGUCUGUGGAGAGGAAGCGAUGGGUCGAACUGAGACCGGAGAACGGAUUCUGGACCAUCGAGCGGCGGCGGUGGGAGGCUGACGAGUUUUAUGCGAACACCUCCCCUCCAUCCCCUCUCCCCGCCGAUCCCAUCCCCGGGAGGGUGGGAGUUUGUCUCAGUUACGAGUACGGGACAGUUUCAUUUUACAGCGCGGACACCAAGUCCCAUCUCCACACCUUCACUGGGAAUAAAUUCACCGAGAAACUUUAUCCUUUCUUCUGGAUUUGGGAUGAAAACUGGCUGAGAAUCUGCUCCGGUUCCGCUCCGGAUCCGUGAACGGUCGGGUCCCGGGACCGGCGUCAGGAGCGGGGUCAGGGUCUGUGGGGCAGAGACCCCGUGGACGACAGGUUGGCGCUGAUCGGGUCUCAUUUAAUCGCCAGAUUCCGCUUUGUAAAACCCCAAUGAGCCCGGAAAUAAAACCGGUGUAAAUAUAAAUGUGGGAAGUGUGAAAUAAAAGGUGAAUGGAGUCUC